CUCAAGUCUCAGUUUGCACAACCCAGUCUCGGACGUCAGACAAGUGGUAGCCUACGAGUCAACUUUUUAUAGUCAGACUUGUACUAAUUCCUGACAGAACUUUUUGCACUCAGGAAAUGGCUCAAUUCACGACAAAAACCGUUACUUAUCCGCUAGCAAAAUAUUCGCGGUCAUAUCCUACGAGCUUAUCAUCCACUCAGAACCCUGUUUCAGAUGCAGAAUGGCAACAUUUCGUCCACCCCGUUAUUAACCUCUACUUGGACGCGAAGACUUCUUCUGCGGGAAAGCUUGUCUCUGUUCGACUUCGAAUUAUAUGGAACUUCGAUAGCAGCACUGAUAGCACGGAGGUCGAUCAAAGAGAGAUUACCCUCGAGGAUCUUGAUUUACUCUCCUUUUCGUCGAUCUCAAACUCGAGGACGAAUUCUGGGCAACCUGACCAUGGUCUUCCUCUCAGAGCUGCCUAUCGGGAUACUAUCGUUGGCAUUCGGUAUUUGCACCCGAGAAUAGCAGACUCGACUUGUCAACCAGUAUAUCGACGCUUUCAGAUCACAUUUACCACUGCAACGAGUGCAGCUCAGUUUAUUGAUGCUAUCCGACCUGUUUGUCCUUGUAGAUUGAAUCCACAACCGCAGCCUCUGGUCACUCGCGUCCCUCCUGUAGCUACCCCAGGCCUUAUUGACGACAUUCCCCAUCGAGGUACACUCACAUCUGUUUCACAAGCUCUUCCAUCAAUGGGCGGAACUCCAUUCAGACUUGCGCCGACUACACUUCUUUCAGAAAAUCCAUCGUCCGAAUCCAAUUUACCGGCAUUCGCAUCAUCGACGCCAGUUAGGUUUACUCCUGUGGCUUUGAGCAGCAGUUCUAUGAAAACGACAUCCGUGGCUGCACCAUCUCACGACGGCACCUUCGUUACACCUCCAGAAACACCUCCGAUAGCCAUCCCAAAGACCAGUCAAUGCCAAGCAUCGUCUGGUUCCAUCCACUCUACCAAAGGUUCUGUACCUGAUUCUUCCCAACCAUCCUCGUCUACUCUCAGUAGUUCGAACACGAUGCCCCCGCCUCCACUUCCCUCGAGCGUCACACGAGCUCUUCAAUCGGAAAGUCGACCAUCAGAAGUUCGUAAUUCAACUCGAGCCCAGCUUGUUGCAUCACUGCAUGAUACUCCGGCCCUUCACAAGUUAUCCCAUACAGAGCUAGAAUCUAUCGUAGCACAAGUCAUCAGAGAGGAAGGUUUUGCUCAACUGCUUGCUUCCUUGGACACCAUGUGGAGAGUGAAGGGCUUGUUUGGUCAAUAAUGCCCGACAGUCUUGAACGCUACCCAUUUCUUGUUAUCCUUCGAAAUGUUGCCUUUGUACUCAAUGGGGCGUGUCGUACGGUCGAAAUCACAAGUUUCGAGCUGCUCCGGUGACGUGCCAUUCGACAGAGUCGGAAGCCGAUUUAUACAGUUAGCGUAUCGCACGGAUGACAACGAAAAGGUUUUAUAUUACUCAGGGUGAGCUUGGUCCGAAUCUCUACCUCAACUACACCUCUAU
Messenger RNA from Suillus plorans, 1532 nucleotides. RefSeq lists its product as uncharacterized. The transcript is spliced from 7 exons. NCBI's taxonomy places the organism in Eukaryota, Fungi, Basidiomycota, Agaricomycetes, Boletales, Suillaceae. Gene Ontology annotation, biological process: reciprocal meiotic recombination. The record is from RefSeq and is a predicted model, not a curated record. Bases 117 to 1295 code for a protein of 392 amino acids.